This is a messenger RNA of Patiria miniata (bat star), 1065 nucleotides long. Its product is annotated as E3 ubiquitin-protein ligase TRIM71-like. Gene Ontology annotation, biological process: positive regulation of DNA-templated transcription. The transcript has 2 exons. Gene Ontology annotation, molecular function: zinc ion binding; ubiquitin-protein transferase activity. The annotation marks the transcript as partial. NCBI's taxonomy places the organism in Eukaryota, Metazoa, Echinodermata, Asteroidea, Valvatida, Asterinidae. Gene Ontology annotation, cellular component: chromatin; nucleoplasm. The record is from RefSeq and is a predicted model, not a curated record.
AUGGCAUUUAGAGUUACAGCCCAAUCAGUGUUAGAGAAGAUUAGUGUGGAUCAUCUGGAAUGCUCCAUCUGCACCAACCGUUUCAGGCAGCCCAAACUGCUGGACUGUUUGCAUAGUUUUUGCCUGCAAUGCCUCCACGACCUCAGACAGAGCCAAGAUCCUAGUGGUACAAAGCUGACAUGUCCUCUGUGCAGACGUGAAACCAUGUUGAAAGGGUCUGGGGUUGCUGAUCUCCCGAAUAACUUUGCAUUCAGUGCCCUGGUGGAGGAAGUUACAAUGCAGGAAAACCUACUGGAAGGUCAAGGGUCAAAAAUUAAAUGUCAAAACUGUGAUGAGGAGAAUCAGGCAGUUUCGAGAUGCAUGGACUGUGAUAAUUUCCUGUGUGAAGAAUGUCAAAAGGCUCAUGGACGUAUGGCUGUCAUGAAAUCUCAUAAAAUCUAUACACUGGCUCAAUUUCAAUCAGGAGAGAUUGUCUACAAGAGUAAACUAAGAGAAGAAGUUCCUAAAUGUGGCAAGCAUCCAGAUCAGAAUCUCAAUGUCUACUGCAACACAUGCCAGCAAGUCAUUUGCACAACUUGCUCGGUACUUGAUCAUGCAAAACACUCACUCACUGGAUUACCUGAGGCGGCAGAGAAAUGUAAGAAGAAGGUCACAGAAAUGGUCCAGAAAAGUGAAAGAAGAAAAACACAAUUGAGCACUACCAUCAAGGAGACGUCCAAAUCUCGCGAGGAGCUGGACGCCAUGUUUGCCAACACUCAAAAGAAAAUCUCCAAAAAGGUUGCAAAGAUCCAAAAGGAGAUUACAAAGAUCCAAAAGGAAGAACAGAAAUUGUUGAAAGAGACAGACACAAUUUAUAAAGACAAAACCAUAGCUUUUGAAGCUGUUCAAGCAACCAACAGGAAAGAGGUAACACAGACAGAGCACAAGCUGGAGGAGGUCAAACAACUCAUGAAUCAAGCAAGUUGCUAUGAGAUUCUUGAACUUCAACAGAAGCUCUUGCAUAACCUCAGUGAAUUGACAGGGAAACAGCCACAGCAAGUUCCUGACAAGUUGACCUUCAUGGAC